AUGGUGGGAUUUAUAUAUCACCUGCUUGGUGCUGAUGAUGAGGGUGCAGGCUAUCAACUGAUGAUUUUCGCUCACGUGAUCGAAAAUGCUGAAGGAAUUGUUUACGUUGCUUAUGCUAUCGAAACAGCACAGUACAAAAUUGUCUUGUCGUUACAGAUGAACCGCCCAAUGCAGGUGAAGCCGGCAGACAGCGAAAACCGCGGCGAAGAUCGCAAGCUGUUCGUUGGGAUGCUGUCUAAACAGCAGACGGAGGAGGAUCUUCGAGCGCUGAUGGAGCCGUACGGUAACUUGGAAGAGUGUACGAUUCUCAGAGGACCAGACGGCGCCAGCAAGGGUAUUAUGAGUUCACCGUUGCCGCUGACAGUGAUUAAUCGUUCGUCGAUUAACGCAGGUUGUGCCUUUGUAAAGUUCAGUUCUCACCUUGAGGCUCAAGCGGCCAUCACCGCUUUACACGGAAGUCAAACGAUGCCGGGUGCGUCGUCUAGCCUCGUCGUCAAAUUCGCCGACACCGAAAAGGAACGACAGCUGAGGCGAAUGCAACAGAUGGCUGCUCAGCUUGGGCUUUUGAAUCCCUUACUUCUGAAUCAGUUCGGAGCGUACAACGCCGUCUAUCAGCAGGUCAUUAACAACAGCUUUUUGCAUUCUGUCAAAAAAAUCGAGGAUUUCCCUCCGCACUCAAAAUUGCUCGUUCAACCGCUCGUCAUCAACCUUCUCAAUCAACAAGCGGCUUUAAUGGCGGGCACCGCGGCAACGCAGGGCACAGCGGCGUAUUUGGCGCCGGUGGCCAUCGCCCCCGGAGCAGCAUUUUCUCUGGCACCCAUCGCCGCGACGCCAUUCCUUCCCGGUGCGACGUUGACGAAUGAGGCUGAUGCUCAACCUUUCGACGUUAAGACUAUCGACGCGCUUUCUGGCUAUCCAGCUUUAUUGAUUACUUCAUUGGAAUCGAUGAAGCAGCCGAAAUGGAUGGCUAGGGUGUUCCUUUCGGCUGUUCUUGGUUUGGUUUCGGAGCUACGACUCGAUUAA
Molecule: messenger RNA, 1023 nt
Organism: Soboliphyme baturini
Lineage: Eukaryota; Metazoa; Nematoda; Enoplea; Dioctophymatida; Soboliphymatidae
Source: the annotation of a GenBank genome assembly